Hansenula anomala is the source of this 1260-nucleotide messenger RNA. RefSeq lists its product as uncharacterized. The transcript is spliced from 3 exons. The record is from RefSeq and is a predicted model, not a curated record. NCBI's taxonomy places the organism in Eukaryota, Fungi, Ascomycota, Saccharomycetes, Phaffomycetales, Wickerhamomycetaceae. Gene Ontology annotation, molecular function: ferrous iron transmembrane transporter activity. Gene Ontology annotation, cellular component: fungal-type vacuole membrane; plasma membrane; high-affinity iron permease complex. Gene Ontology annotation, biological process: iron ion transmembrane transport. The coding region runs from base 1 to 1260 and encodes 419 amino acids.
AUGAGCGGUGACUUGUUCAGCUUGAAAGUGUUUUUCAUUUUAUUGAGAGAAACAUUCGAGUCUGCAAUCGUGAUAUCCAUCUUGUUAUCAUUUCUCAAGCAGAAUUUUACAAAACAAGUUAUCUAUAGACAUUUACAAGCCCAAGUUUGGCUAGGAGGGUUCUUUGGGCUAUUCAUUUGUUUGCUAAUAGGUAGUGUUUUCGUGGCGUUAUUUUAUAUCAUUGGUGAGAAUUAUUGGUCUAAAUAUGAACGUAACUGGGAAGCAAUUUUCAGUGUUAUUUCUUCUUUGAUCAUUUCCAUAAUGGGUCUUUCAUUAUUAAGAAUCAAUCAAAUGCAAAAAAAAUGGCAAGUUAAGUUGGGUAAGAAUAUGCAUGGAAUUAUUGUAAAUAGUGAAACUGAUGCUAUCUCUCAUAGAAAAAAAUUAAAAGGUUUAAAAGGGAAAUUGAAAAGACUUACAGAAAAAAAUUCAUUAAUGAUCUUACCAAUGGUCACUUUAUUAAGAGAAGGUCUUGAAGCAAUCUUUGUCAUUAGUGGUGUCUCGGCAUCUGAACCUGCAAGUUCAUUACCUUUAUCAAUAAUUUCUGCAUUAACUUUAGGUUCAUUGAUUGGUGUCUUCUUAUACAAAGGUGGUAAUAAGAUGAGAUUACAAUUUUUCUUGAUUUUCUCAACAUGUUUCCUUUAUUUGGUUUCUGCUGGGUUAAUGUCUCGUGGUGUAUGGUUCUUUGAAUUGGAACAAUAUGUUCAAAAAUGCCAUGGACAAGAUAUGACAGAAGUUGGUAAUGGUCCAGGAUCUUAUGAUGUUGCUAAUACCAUAUGGCAUGUCAAUUGUUGUAGUGGUAUUAAUGAUGGUGGUUGGAUGUUGCUUAAUGCUUUAGUUGGUUGGACUAAUACUGCAACUUAUGGUUCAGUCAUUAGUUAUAAUCUUUAUUGGUUAUUCAUUGUGAUAUUAUUAAAUGUGAAAUUAUACCAAGAAAGACAUGGUUAUAUUCCAUUCAUACCCAUCAAAUGGCAAUUGAAAAAAAUUUCUAAACGAUAUGAAAUUAUUAAAUUCAAUCUAGAAAAUAAUGAUAAUUAUAAACGUCCAGAAGUUGAAUUACAAUCAAGAGACAACUCAAGAAAUAUCAGCUCAAAUGGUUAUAACAGUGUUCGUGGCGAAAGUGUUGAUAAUCUACAAAACACAAGAUUGGAUGUUAUUAAUGAUGAUAAUAGUGAUGCUACAACCAGUCUUUUAGCAUCAAGUCAACACACUGCAUCAAGAUAA